Messenger RNA from Xyrichtys novacula (pearly razorfish), 2249 nucleotides. NCBI's taxonomy places the organism in Eukaryota, Metazoa, Chordata, Actinopteri, Labriformes, Labridae. The record is from the annotation of a GenBank genome assembly.
CAAUCCAAACUAUCUUGAUUUGGACCACCAGGAAUAUCCUUUUGAGGUCUAAGAUUUGACGCAAAGUGCUCUGUUGCUGUCAGGAUGAAGAGGCUGGUGUUGAAGGUUUUCUGCUCGGCUCUGCUGCUUCUAGCUUUGGUGCCGUUUGUGUGCUCACAGUCAGGUAUGGAUCCACAUACACUCUUAUACAUUUACUUUUUUGGCUUGUUUGUUUGUCUCCACCUCCUUUCCUGGUGUCUGAUAUCUCCUUUUUCAGGCUUAUCUGUUACAGUAAUUCCUAAUCAUAUAUCCAUCCAUUUAUAAACUUCAUAGCUUGUGUUGCAAAGCUUCUUUCCAGCAGACGGAGAGUACAGAUAUGAGUAAAUAUGCUUCUUUUCUUUGGCAUUAUUCUUGGAUUUUGCCCCCUCACUUUGUCUGUGUUGAUGCUCGUAGGAUGUCUCUCAAUAAUGAGGCAGUUUUUGUGCGUCUGUGGGUUGAUAAUUAUACGUCUGCCAACAAACUGUUUUGAGUGACACUUCCAUCCGACUGCCUGUUUUGUGUCCCUUUCUACAGAUUGUUCUCGGGCUGAGUCAUGUGACCUGUGCGUCGGAGACUCCAUGCUCAACCUGACAGGCUGCGUCUGGAGGCUUUGUCCGACUGGUAACACACACUCAGACAAGCACACAUACCUCUGACCUCUGAUAGUAAUUCAAUCAUCAUGGCUGCUGUAACCUGAGCCUUCCUGGUUUGUACAUGAAGCCUAAAUUAUUCAGUGUAACACUAAUACAUGCACACACACGCUAAAUUGUUUAUUCUGUGUCUCAGGUAAUGAUACAGGGAUGUGUGUGACUGAUCAGGGCGACUCAGCAGACAUCGCUAUGAACUGCAGCUGGACUAGAGUGUCUGAAUUGUGCACAGGUAGAAACCACUCUAAAAUUAACACAUUAACAUCUCUUUGUUUCUUUACUAAGUCCUCUCUCUUUAACAUGUUCCAUUUCAGUCGUGGAGACAGUGGCUGAUGGAGGAGGUGGAGGUGACUCAGGUAAAUUAUAUCAAGCAUCGCCUUCCCUCCCCCUUCUCUUCUCUUCUCUUGCGUCAGUCAGUUAUUAUUCCCAUAAGAGCUGAGUUGAAUGUCCCCCACCACCUCUUCGUCAUUUCUAGUAAAAAUCCAUGAAUAGAAGUCUCUCCUCCAUCCUGCAGUUUGCUCUGAAUGGCUCAUUUCCUUUCCCUCCAGGUGACGGAAACCCCCCCAAUCCCUCUCCAGAGUUCUCUCAGGCCAAGUUUGACAUGUCCAGCUUCAUUGGGGGCAUCAUACUGGUGCUGUGUCUGCAGGCGGGCGGCUUCAUAGCCAUGCGCUUCCUCAAAUCUAAAGAGCAGAGCAGCUAUGACCCCAUGUGAGUUUUUAUGCACCCACGUGUCAGAGGACAAAGAAUUUAGCGUGACUGCAUCAGUUUAAGUGGGUGCAUGUUAAUGUGUCAUUGUGUUAGUGAUGUCUGUUGAUGCAACAGUGGCCUCUGGUGGCAGGAGCAAACAACAGCAGCUUAAACACAGUGUUAUCCCCGUUUAACAUCAAUCUUGAUUGCAUUUGAUUUUGGUCUCAAAAUGUAGCUUUGCUAAUUGAGUCUGUGUCCAUCCACUUGCAGAGACCAGCCGACACAGUAAGGAUGAGAAGUAUGAAGGACAAACAGCAAAGUCUGGAGGACAGCCCAGCAGUGACUCAUCGAUUUGUGACGACAAGAGUGUUUUUUUUCCCAUAAACCCCUGUCAUUCCUGGUUUGGUCUCUAAAAUGUGUACCUCUUGGGGGAUGGGUGUAUUAUUAAGUGGACAUUUUUUCUCCUGUUGUUUAAAGAGUGUCUGUGCAUUAUUCCACUGUGUUUGUACAGUAAUUAUAUCUCGAAAACAUUUCACUGUUGCUUUCCACAUGAUCUGACAAAAGAGGAACAAAACAGCUUGAAUUCCUCUGCUUUGGGUGAUAAGCAUCUUACAGUAAGCAUCUUGUGGAUCUGCAUUAAACGCUGCUUUGACAUGUGUAACUAGCACAGUGCUGUUAUGGGAAAGAAUGAAAUUAUUUCAUGAAGUUAGGAGGGCAGACAAGGUCGAGACAGGAAUUUAGACUUUUCCCAGAGCCUUAAAAAUAGACUGAGAUCAUUUCUUUGAACUGUAAGAAGAUAUUUGUGUUGAGCUGCAUCACUUCUAGUGUUUUAUUGUGCAUGUAACAUAUUUUUUAUCUGCAAACUUGCCGUGAGUUUAGAUUAGGAUCUUAGUGAGU